Molecule: messenger RNA, 2203 nt
Organism: Cyprinodon variegatus (sheepshead minnow)
Lineage: Eukaryota; Metazoa; Chordata; Actinopteri; Cyprinodontiformes; Cyprinodontidae
Gene: tspan31
Product: tetraspanin 31
Exons: 6
Coding region: 104-742 (212 amino acids)
Cellular component (GO): membrane
Source: RefSeq, a predicted model, not a curated record
ACGCCCUCUCCACCAAUCGAGUCCAGUAAACGUCGGCGUAGCUCAUAGCCGGGAUAGUGGACAAUAUUCUUCAGGUCAUCUGAAAUCAGUAGUGUUUUCUAAUAUGGUUUGUGGCGGAUUCACCUGUUCGAAAAAUGCCCUCUGUUCCCUGAAUGUUGUUUACAUGCUGGUUGGGCUCCUGCUCAUUGGAGUUGCAGCAUGGGGGAAGGGUUUCGGCUUGGUGUCGAGCAUCCAUAUCAUCGGAGGAGUCAUAGCAGUGGGCGUCUUCCUGCUGCUUAUCGCCAUUGUUGGACUCAUAGGAGCGAUACACCACCACCAAGUCAUGCUUUUCUUUUACAUGGUGAUCCUGUUUAUUGUUUUCCUCUUCCAAUUUGGAGUUUCCUGUUCCUGCUUGGCAAUGAACCGAGGACAACAGGUGGCUCUUCUCAACUCCACCUGGGGGAUUAUGCUGAAUGACACAAAGACCGACCUGGAGAGUCAACUCAACUGCUGCGGGCUGCUGAACACCACUGACAGCAGGCAAACGUUUGAAGCUGACGUGGAAAACUGCCGCGCUCCAUGCAAAAAGGAAGACCGCUGUCAGUCCUGUGGGGAUAAGAUGCUGAAUCAUGCAACAGAGGCUCUGAAGAUCCUUGGGGGCGUUGGGCUCUUCUUCAGCUUCUCAGAGAUCCUGGGAGUGUGGCUCGCCGUGCGCUACAGGAACCAGAAGGAUCCUCGAGCGAAUCCGAGCGCUUUCCUAUAGUCUGUCCUACACAUCCCGCAGCCGACACUUUUCUUCUUCAGACACACUGGUCCAACACAGAUCACCGCACACACCCAGAGGCAGACAUUGAAAACCACACAGAAUGGAUGAGGGCACCCAGCACCUGGCCUACACUGAGAACCAAACUGCACGGUCGUAUAUCAGCAACCACAACAACCCUUCUCAGAGCUGGAUGCUCGUGCAUGAACGGAUGACUGGUAACACCGGUGAGUUUUACUAGUUCAGCCUUGAUUUGAGUCCCAGCGCUUCUGAAUGCAGCCUGUUAAUAAAAGGUCAUGAGAGAUUUCUGCAUGUGCGCCCACAUAAAAAUCUCAUCCCGCACACCAACCAAGGACUCCAUAUCUACUAACCUGUAUGCACCUUGAAAUGUUCCUCUUGUCUCUAGUUUAGUGAAACCGUGUAACAGCUGUUUCCCUCUGCUCACUGCUGUCAGUAAUAUGCACCCAACAUGUUCAUCGUGAUCAGGAGAAACAAGGCACUGUAUUGAAAUGGUGAUGUUAAGUAGUUUUUGUUUUCUUUAUGAAUUAUUUUGCUCCCCACGCUUUGCAGAUAUUGGGAGUUUAGAAGGUAGAUUUUAGGUAACAGUUGCUAGUCAUUCAGUUAGUUUCUAAUGUUUGUGAACUGUAACUGAGCCAGCUAACUUAUGAGUCUGCGACAUCCACAUGCCACAGACUGCAGCCUCGAUGUUGUACAUAUUCUUAUUUAAAAAUAGCUCAGAAAUCGCUGUGUGGAUUUGCAGAAGUAGUCGCCGCCACGCUUCCCUGUGUUUGCCCCGUUCCUCCGUGUGGCACAGUGUUGAUUUGUAGUAGAGAAGUGGAUUCCGGUACGAUCCGUGAGCUCCGCUGCAACCGUAAGAAAUCACGCAGUAAAGCCUUUUCACGUGUCAUUUGUUUCAGAAAAGAAAAAGAAUAUUGCCGAAGCGGCUUGUUAUAAUUUUUUUUUUAUUGUGUUAAUUGUGAUUCUCUCCCUGUUGCAAUUUUAAAACCUUCAUAAACAGCGACUCUUAUUAGUUAUGUUUGUUGCUCCAUUAAGCUUGUAUUCAUCAGUGUUAAAUGCUUUGUGAAAAAAAUAGAAAUAAUGCUUGUUAAAUAUUUUAGACUCUAUUUAAGUUUAGUGCACAUUAAGUGGAUGUUGAUAUAAUUUUUCUCUGUAUUUGACAUUUCCUGUUGAUGGAUACUCAACUGCUCAUGAGUUUUAAUUUUCUCCUAUGAAUGGAUUUUAACCUAAAGGACUAACUCAAGCUGUAAUGAAUCGUCUUACUUGAAGCCGUCUUCUUUGCUGAUGUGGAUUUCUCGCUGCUGGUUUGGACUUCUUGUCGAUGUAAACAUUCAGACAGAUCUUAAUGCCAGAUAUUACAUGUAUUGACUUUGAAUUUGUGUGCACCUGUUAUUGAAAUGUAUGACUUUUUGAGACUUAAUUUUCCAAAUAAUAAAACUUCAA